This is a messenger RNA of Pleurotus ostreatus (oyster mushroom), 1341 nucleotides long. RefSeq lists its product as uncharacterized. The transcript has 6 exons. Gene Ontology annotation, molecular function: chitin deacetylase activity. NCBI's taxonomy places the organism in Eukaryota, Fungi, Basidiomycota, Agaricomycetes, Agaricales, Pleurotaceae. Bases 1 to 1341 code for a protein of 446 amino acids. The record is from RefSeq and is a predicted model, not a curated record. Gene Ontology annotation, cellular component: membrane. Gene Ontology annotation, biological process: carbohydrate metabolic process.
AUGUCACCUGUUUCCCGAACGAUGUUCACCACAUUCAUUCUUUUUGCAGCGACGCUCGUUUCAGCUACUUCUAUCGGCUCUCGUCAUAAUGAUCAUCACGACGCAUCAUCGACCCCCCUUCCAUCAGCUUGGUAUCAUACGGCUGAGCAUCCUGUCCACAACCUGUUCAAGCGUGGACCGACAGAUGGUGUCGAAUACGCCCCUGUUGGCUCACCGACUUGGGCCAGUGCUUUCCCCCAAUCAUCACCUGAUGUCGCACAGCUUCCCCAGGCGUGGACAGAUGCCCUCCGAAAGGCCAUUGACGACGGGAAGAUUCCAGACAUCCCCCGUACAUCUGCGGUGCCCGACACCGAUCCUACCUACCCGGCAGGAAUAGACCCAAUGGAUCCUAACAUUUGCUCGUCCACUUACAAAUGCAGGAUACCUGGGGAUACUUGGGAUGCACCUGAUGGUGUUUUUGGUACUGGAUUCGACGACACGCCUACCCAGCCGUCGAUCAGACUCAACCAGUUCCUAAAGGACAACAACGAGCGAACCACCCAUUUUAUGAUCGGUGUAAAUAUUCUGCAGAACCCAGAGAUCUUCUUGGAUAUUUAUAACCACGGGAGCGAUCUCGCCGUUCAUACUUACACCCACCCGGCCAUGACGUCUUUGUCGAAUGAGGAGAUCCUGGGUCAGCUGGGCUGGACCAUGGAGAUAAUCCAUAAUUCGACUGGAGGGCGCCUUCCAAGGUACUGGCGGCCUCCUUACGGAGACUACGAUAUGCGUGUUCGUGCUAUUGCUCGAGAGGUAUUCGGCCUUGAGGUCAUCCUCUGGAAUCACGACACCAUGGAUUGGUCGCUGGUAAACACGGGAGGCACUACCCCGGCGGCUAUUAAUGCUUCCAUGACAGAAUGGUUGACUGGAUCCAAGUCACCUGGUCUCAUCAUCUUGGAGCACGACACGUCUGACGCGGCCGUUGACGCGUUCAUUAGCGCGUACCCCCACAUUAAAGCGAACGGUUGGCAGUUCGUUUCCCAAGCAGAACUCCCCAAUGGCGCCGGUGCUGUAUACCAGAACGAAGAUGACCAAGGAAAUGUGACGCCGAAUGCCGUCGCCGCGAAAGUUGAGCUUCCAUCCUCGCCAACAAGUUCGGCGACUUCCCAGCCUCCAUUGACCUUGAAGGCCAUCCCGACAUCGUCUUCAUCCUCGUCCUCGAAACCCAUCUCUGCGACAAGCGCGGCUGACAGUGUCCCAACGGGCUCGGUUAACGUGAAUAAUGGUGGCUCGUCCGACUUGGCUCAACCAUUGAAGGUCGUCCUUUAUUCACCAAUGCUACUACUGCUCUCCCUACUCGCAUGA